This is a messenger RNA of Chaetomium fimeti, 1781 nucleotides long. Its product is annotated as kinase-like domain-containing protein. Gene Ontology annotation, biological process: protein phosphorylation. The record is from RefSeq and is a predicted model, not a curated record. The transcript has 5 exons. Lineage: Eukaryota; Fungi; Ascomycota; Sordariomycetes; Sordariales; Chaetomiaceae. Bases 324 to 1556 code for a protein of 410 amino acids. Gene Ontology annotation, molecular function: protein kinase activity; ATP binding.
GUCUGUAGCACUUCGACUCUCCCGGUGGAAUAUCAACGAACUUUGCUCGGGGGCAUACAAAAGGGGCUCCCUUCUUGGCGUUGUCCCUUCAAACACUCCCCGCCCCCUGGCGGCUUUUCUCAACCCGCUCAAGACGCCCGAGUGCCCAAGCCCCCCCGCGCUAUCCGCCCUCGUCGAACUAUCGCACUUCAUCGAGGAAUGCGACCGGCGGUACAAGCGUAUUGAGCAGCCUCAUAGAAAAGGCAUAGCAAAAUCUCCAUCUCGGCACCCGGCGGCUUAACCCCUCCUCCGACUGCGGAUUCGUCGCUAUACAACUACCCAUCAUGGCUGACGCCUUCGCACCGCGCUCGAUGAAGCGCAAGAACGUCAAGGGUCUCGCUCUAAAGGCACCUGCCCCGAAACCUCCGCCGACAGCUGAGACCGCCGCCCGCCCCGCGAAUGGCAAGGGCGAUGAUAACGCCGCGCAACUAGAAAUCGGGAUCGAGUUCAACUUGGAUCUAAAACCCGACGAUCUUGAGAUCAUCAAGGAUCUCGGCGCUGGUAAUGGCGGGACAGUCAGCAAAGUCAAGCAUAUCCCCACGAACACAGUUAUGGCGCGAAAGAUUAUCCACGUCGAGGCGAAAAAGGAAAUGCGGAAACGCAUCGUUCGCGAGUUGCAAAUCAUGCACGGGUGCCAUUCGGACUACAUCGUCACCUUCUACGGCGCAUUCCUCAACGAGAACAACGAUGUGAUCAUGUGCAUGGAGUAUAUGGAUGUCGGAUCCCUCGACCGUAUCUCGCGAGUCUUCGGACCCGUCCGUGUGGAUGUUCUGGGUAAAAUCGCCGAGGCAACUCUCGGUGGGCUCACCUACCUUUACUCGAAACACCACAUCAUGCACCGCGACAUCAAGCCGUCGAAUAUUCUCGUCAACUCUCGAGGUUAUAUCAAACUCUGCGACUUCGGCGUGUCCGGAGAGCUUGUCAACUCGGUUGCCGACACGUUCGUUGGCACAUCCACCUACAUGGCCCCUGAGAGAAUUCAGGGUGAGAGGUACACGGUGAAGUCGGACGUGUGGAGCUUCGGUCUUAGCAUUAUGGAACUGGCAAUCGGCAAGUUCCCGUUCGCAGCGAGCGAGCAGUUAUCGGAUGCGGAGAGUGCGCCAGCUGGUAUUCUCGAUCUGCUCCAGCAAAUUGUGCAUGAGCCGGCACCCCAACUGCCCAAGAGCGAUGCUUUCCCGCAGAUCCUCGAGGACAUGAUCCAGAGGUGUCUCUACAAGGAACCUGAUAGGCGGCCAACACCACAGGAUCUUUUUGAUCGAGACCUAUUCGUACAAGCAGCCAAGAGGACGCCCGUUGACCUGAGAGAAUGGGCCUGCGGCUUGAUGGACCGAGACAACCGCAAGUCCCACCUGGCACCCCAACUCUCACCGGCGACCCAAGAUCUCCUACGCUCAAGUGACUCGCCACAGCAGACACCAACUUCAUCGUACCGAAACGACCAGCGUCAAGCGGCCGACCCCGCCAACUUGGCCGCCCAGGUAGACCGUCUGUACAUCCGGGAAUGGGAUCAGGAUUAAGGGCUCUAGGGAUGUGUCCGAGAGGGGCCUGUGAGGAGAGACCCAGGUUUUGUUCCUCGGCGCUGACACUGCGGUUCCCUACGGUCCUCUCUAGCUAGGGGGUCGCUUCACGUUAAACAUUCCAGCAUUUACCGGCGUCAGCUUACCCAUCUCUUUAUUUUCGUUUCUCUCUGCUCUCUCGAUGUGGUCUUUCUGGCCAAACAAUGGUGGUUACGUUUCCGCUCG